AUGGAGCCGCAAAUCCCCCAGGUUUUCCAAGGUUUUAACACCUUCCACUGUGGCCAUGGCCGUGAUAACUUUGAACCUCGAGGACUUGAAAGCCUCGCUGCCGCCGAGAAUUCAAACGGGAAUGUGCUGGCCACGCUCGAGGGGCGGAUCUCGAAAGCAUCGUUACAAGUAGCCGAGGUCGUGGCCCAGGUGGAUAGCAAGUUCAUCCUGACCAAAGUGGGAGCGGACAUCCAGCCGGGUCCGCCAGGCGGCGCCUCGGAAUCAGACCCCCUGCUUAUCCUCAUCGACCAACACGCCGCGGAUGAGAGAUGCAAAGUUGAGAACCUGCUAAAGGCUUACUUCGUUUCCAGCCCAGCGUCCACAGGCCAGUUAGUGGCCCAAACCCAAAAUUUGGACAAACCACUUCGCUUUGACCUGUCUAAGCAGGAUGGCGACCUUCUUGUCCGGUUUAAGAAGCAUUUUGCACACUGGGGCGUUGUUUACGAAACUUUACACGAACGAUCGCCCCACGUCACGGUCGAGGUUCAAAGCUUGCCGCCGAGUAUUGUGGAAAGAUGCCGUUUGGAACCCCGGCUGCUGAUCGAUUUGCUCCGGAAAGAGGUAUGGAAGCUCCAUGAGACAGGCAGCAGUGGGGCGAGGAAACAGGCGGACAAAAACCGCGACGAUGACGACUGGGUGGCAAGGUUUCAUGACUGCCCCAACGGUAUCAUGGAAUUGAUCAACUCCAGAGCCUGCAGAAGUGCGAUCAUGUUCAACGAUCCGCUCACGACAGAACAAAGCUCAAAGCUCGAGGACUAG
This is a messenger RNA of Chaetomium globosum CBS 148.51, 798 nucleotides long. RefSeq lists its product as uncharacterized. Gene Ontology annotation, molecular function: ATP-dependent DNA damage sensor activity; ATP hydrolysis activity; ATP binding. The record is from RefSeq and is a predicted model, not a curated record. Gene Ontology annotation, biological process: mismatch repair. Gene Ontology annotation, cellular component: mismatch repair complex. NCBI's taxonomy places the organism in Eukaryota, Fungi, Ascomycota, Sordariomycetes, Sordariales, Chaetomiaceae. Bases 1 to 798 code for a protein of 265 amino acids. The transcript is spliced from 3 exons.